AUGCAAACUCACAGAAGUGGAAUAACUCCCAUAAGCCACAACUCCUUCACUGAUAAGUGCUUCCCCUUGAAAAAAGCAUGUCACAUCGAAGUAUGGAGUUGUGAUGGUAACAAAUGCCCAGGCCCGGACGGUUUUAAUUUACGUUUUAUCAAGGAAUUCUGGGAUACUCUAAAAGAGGAUUUUGUGGGUUUCUUUGAUGAAUUUUUCGUUAAUGGUAAGCUGGUUAAAGGAGUCAAUAACUCUUUCAUUACUUUGAUUCCAAAAAAUGACAAUCCCCAGGGUUUAGGUGAUUACCGCCCAAUAUCCUUGAUUGGUAGUGUUUAUAAGGUUCUUACCAAGGUUUUGGCCAAUAGGAUGAGUAGAGUGAUGCCAACUAUAAUUUCUGGAUCACAGUCAGCUUUUGUGAAAGGUAGGCAGAUUUUGGAUGGGGUUUUAAUAGCAAAUGAGGUAGUGGAAGAGGCUCGGCGGUUGAGAAGAGCCUUGGUGUGUUUUAAGGUGGACUUCGAGAAGGCCUACGACUCGGUAAAUUGGGAGUAUCUUUGGGAUGUAAUGGGGAAGAUGGGUUUUGGACCUACAUGGGUGAGUUGGAUGCGAGAAUGUGUGUGUUUGACAAAAUCGUCUGUUCUGAUCAAUGGUAGCCCAACUGAGGAAUUCAAUGUAGGAAGAGGAUUAAGACAAGGGGACCCACUUUCUCCUUUUUUAUUCUUGAUUGCUGCAGAAGGGCUUAAUCAAAUGGUCCAGUUGGCGGUCUCUUUGGAUUUGUGGAAGAGUUUCAUAGUAGGCAAGGACAAGAUUCAGAUUUCCCAUCUUCAAUUUGCAGAUGAUACGUUGCUGCUGACUCAAGGGGAUUGGAGGUCUUUAGAAACUAUUAAGGCAAUAUUACAAAAUUUUGAAUUGGUAUCAGGCCUUAAGGUGAAUUUCAGCAAGAGUAAUUUGAUAGGUAUGAAUAUGCCGGAUCAGUGGUUAGAGCAAGGGGCGAACUUGUUGAAUUGUAGACGAGGAGCUUUUCCUUUUAAAUAUCUAGGGCUUCCCGUUGGAGAUCAUCCUGCAAGAGGAGCUAUGUGGCAGGUGAUAGUGGAGGUGGUUCAAAGAAGGUUGGCUUUGUGGGAGAACAAGUACAUUUCCCUAGCUGGCAGAGUGAUACUUCUAAAAUCGGUUUUGUCAGCCUUGCCUACCUAUUUCUUAUCCUUCUACAAAGCGCCAACAGGCAAGUGGAAAUGGAGGAUGCUAACGGAACCUAAUAGUCAAUGGGUGAGAGUGCUCAAUUCAAAAUAUGCAAAGGAAGACGGUUCAUGGGUAGUGGAAGGUCGGACUUGCUCUAAAUGGUGGGUGGAUAUGCAGUCAGUUGUGGAUGCGGUUCACGGAUGCUCUGGAUGGUGGAACCAACAUGUACGCCAUGUACUGGGAAACGGUAAGCAGACUCGCUUUUGGCAUGACAGGUGGAUCGGUGAAACUCGUUUUUGGGAUGAGUUUAGUCGCCUUUAUGAAAUCUCGUUAAACAAAAAUGACUCGGUAGAAGGAAUGUAUGAGGGUGGUUCAAAGUGGCGGUGGAGUUGGAGGCGCCCACUUUUUGCAUGGGAAGAGGAAAAGUUGGUUGAGUUGGCUAAUAGGUUGGCCUCGGUAGUUUUGACAGAGGCUCACCCAGAUGAAUGGCGUUGGUUAGCCGAAAGGUCAGGGAAAUAUUCGGUGGCAUCUGCUUAUAAGAUUUUAGCAAAGUCAAACCAUGUUCAAGUGGACACUUUUUAUGAUACGAUAUGGGCCAAAGGUAUCCCUCCUAAGGUUCAAGUUUUAGUGUGGCAGUUGGAAGCGGACAGGUUACCUACCCGGGAUAACCUCCUUUUGAGAGGGGUUAAUCUAGAAGGACAAAAUGGUUGUGUUUUUUGCGAAGAAGGCUCGGAGUCCAGCAAGCAUUUGUUCCUCUUGUGCCCAAAGGCUUAUGCUGUUUGGGUCAGAUUAUACGCUUGGUGGGGAGUGUCAGGGGUGCUUAUCAACGAACUUAGGAGUUUUUGUCAUCAAUAUAUGGGAUUGGUGAGUGGCAGUAAGGGUAUUAAGCGAGUUUGGUCCUUUGUUUGGUUUGCAGGUAUAUGGCAGUUAUGGAAGGCUCGAAAUGAGAACAUUUUCAAAGACAAACUCUUUAAGGUGGAAGAGAUCGUGUUCAUGGCACAGUUGAGAUCGUGGGAAUGGUGUACGGCUGCUAGAAUGGUGUCUUCUUCUUUUCCAGAAUGGUUGAUGAACCCAUUGUCCUGUGCAAGUGUCCCUUAA
Molecule: messenger RNA, 2262 nt
Organism: Cajanus cajan (pigeon pea)
Lineage: Eukaryota; Viridiplantae; Streptophyta; Magnoliopsida; Fabales; Fabaceae
Source: RefSeq, a predicted model, not a curated record